Molecule: messenger RNA, 1081 nt
Organism: Drosophila novamexicana
Lineage: Eukaryota; Metazoa; Arthropoda; Insecta; Diptera; Drosophilidae
Exons: 4
Coding region: 174-836 (220 amino acids)
Molecular function (GO): calcium ion binding
Source: RefSeq, a predicted model, not a curated record
UUUUAAGUUGGCCUGGAAAAGGAAGAGUCCAAAUUAUAUUUACGUAUUUUCGAAAACAAAAGAAAAGAAAACUUACACACACUGAAGCACAAACACAGCACACAGUAAAAUAAUAAAUAAACAACAAAUAUCAUAUCUUGCAGAGAAAGCUAGAUAAUAGACAAGACGCCAAGAUGAAUCGCAUCGAUACUACCAUGGAUGACAUGGCCAAUACAAAAUUUCUGACGCUCUACAGUAGUUUGAUCAAACAGUUUUCGGCCUCCACGGAGUUUACCCACACUGAAGUUGUCUGCCUUCUUAUUAUCUACUACAAAUUCGUGCAGAUCAAUGGGCCGACUGCCAAGCAGAUGAAAAAGAAGCAAAUGUACAAUCUAUUUCUGGUGCUCUUUCGCAUCUACGAUAUGACCCUUAUAGAACGUAUACUGCUAAAUAUCACCGCCGAUGUUAUCUACAUCGGCCCGGAGGCCUGGAUGAAGUUAUUCUCAGUGUUCCUGAGCAAAAACUUGGAGACACGCAUGCAGUUUGCAUAUAAGGUGUAUACAACCUCUUCGUCUGGCGUCCUGAAUCGCGAAACUGUUGGCAUGGCCAUCAACAAUUUCUUUGUAGGUGAAGAUGACGAUGAGGUCAAAGAGUUGCAAGCGGAUAUGACCGAGUUUAUAUUCAAUAAAUUUGAUUUGGACAAGGAUGGCGUCAUUUCAUAUGAGGAAUAUUAUGAGAUUGUAAGUAAUCAGCCGGUACUGUUGGAAUUUCUGGGACAGAUAUUUCCCGAUUUAUCCGACCUAACCACAAUUGCAUAUUGCACAAAUAUUGCAACGCUCUUUCCUGGCGAAGAUUAACUUUGAUUGAUUUUGUCCUACAAUUUUAAUGAAUUUUCAUUUAUAUAUACAUAUGCGUGGGCUUUUUGGAUAUAAAAAUAGUCAAAGUUAGGAUGGAAUUUCGCUGAGUUCUAAGAACUCAUGUAGAUUUGUUGGGUAUUAUAUAUAAAUCAGGCAAUGUUGUCUGCUGAGUAAUGAUUAACAAUUUUAAUUUUCGAAUACUGUAUAAAUUAAUAAUGAAAUAUUGUCCAAUAAAGUAACAAGCG